This is a messenger RNA of Erigeron canadensis, 471 nucleotides long. RefSeq lists its product as uncharacterized. Bases 1 to 471 code for a protein of 156 amino acids. The transcript has 2 exons. NCBI's taxonomy places the organism in Eukaryota, Viridiplantae, Streptophyta, Magnoliopsida, Asterales, Asteraceae. The record is from RefSeq and is a predicted model, not a curated record.
AUGCCACCGUACGAAAUGCUUUAUGGUAGAAAAUGUCGAACUCCCAUUUGUUGGGGAGAAGUAGGCCAACGAGAAUUAGGAGGAACCGAUGUCGUUCUUGAAACUACACAGAAGAUCGAUGAGAUUCGUGAAAGACUUAAAGCGGCUCAGGAUAGACAAAAGUUGUAUGCCGAUGUUAGAAGAAGGCCCAUUGAGUUUAUGGUUGGUGAUCGGGUUAUGCUAAACAAAUGUCUUGUUGAUGAUGCAACGUGUGUUCCACUAAAUGAAAUCGAGCUAGACAAGAAGUUAACUUAUGUCGAGGAACCGGUUGCUAUAGUUGAAGAAGAGUUGAGAAGGAUAAAUAAUAAGACGGUACGCACUUUCAAGGUACAAUGGAAGCACCAUAAGAACUCUAAGUAUACGUGGGAAACAGAGCAUGACAUGUUGGUGUACUAUCCGUCUUUGCACAUGGCAUGGAUCACGGGGACGUGA